Mycena citricolor is the source of this 3831-nucleotide messenger RNA. The record is from the annotation of a GenBank genome assembly. Lineage: Eukaryota; Fungi; Basidiomycota; Agaricomycetes; Agaricales; Mycenaceae.
CCGCUUCCUGUUUCCACUGCACCUGCUUCCCAGCUUCCUGCUUCCCUGAAGCGAAAGCAAGCACAAAUCGCAUUGCAAGGACAGGAGGACGAGCAGGACGACUCAUCUGCUUCCACACCCCAACCCACACCGCGCACUCGCGGUGGCCGCGACGGUGCGAAGAAAAAGAAGGCUAGCAGAGCCUGUGUGCAUUGCCAAAAAGCACACCUUACUUGCGACGAUACACGGCCAUGUCAACGUUGUGUGAAACGUGGUUUAGCCGACACCUGUACGGAAGGCCACCGUAAGAAGGCGAAGUAUCUCUUGGAUGAAGAAGAGUUUGACAAGCUCAAGCCCCGUUCGGACAAGUCUACGGUAGUCGUUGAAAGCCCGAUCGUUCCCUCACCAACAAUAUCGGCUCCUCCAUCCACGCAUCCACAACCUCCAUUCGAUCCCGCCGACCCUGUCUUCUCUCAGACUGUUCCCUUCGAUGCCACCUUUUCUUUUGGCUCGGAAGCCGCAAAUCUGGAGUACUCCAUAUUGUCCGCCAUUCUCGGGAACCCCAGUCCACCGGACACGACGAGUCCCGCUCCUGCCGCACCAGGUUAUACCGCUUGGGCCGCAGAUGAUCCGAUAGAAUUCGGGACUACUCGUCCACCGACGGACUUUGGAGCCACGUUCACCGAUCCUUCAAUCACUCUUCCCGCACCGGAAGCGACGCUCGAGCCCUCAUCUUCUAGUUUCCUUAAUUACCAAUAUCCACAGCCUUCCGACUCAGAUCCCAGUCAAUUCCCGUCACAGUUCGGCCAAGAUCUACAUCCUCUCCAACCUCGCUUUCCGUUAGAUGGCCGACCGCCGUCACCGACCUUCAGUAGCAAAGAUGCGGCCAUUUCGCCUGCUGCGACGAACGGUUCUCAGUUGCAAAGCAUCAACGACCGUGUUACGAAACCGUAUGAUUAUACUGAGGGAUAUCAUUUCUUAAUGAAACACCUUCCUGCCUGCUUUGAAAAAAAUGACAUUCUCCGCAUCGUCCGAGCCCUAGCCAUCUUCCGACCCUCCCUCAUCGCACUCCAGAUGCCGCUGUCGUUUGACGACGAGGUGUUUGCAGAAAAAUGCUUCCAGCGAUCAUUACUAGAAUUGGAUAAACUCAUGUCCUUUAGUGGGACACCGACUGUUGUAUGGCGGCGCACGGGUGAAAUAUGUCUGGUGGCCCCAGAGUUCUGCAUGCUUACCGACUGGUCAAUGGAUGAACUGGUCGGCAAAAAAAAGUUCAUAUACGAGCUGUUUGAAAAUCAAUCUGUCGUAGAAUAUUGGGAGAAUUUCGCCUCACAUGCAUUUGAGAACACAACCAAGGCUGUCUUCUCUCAUUGUGUGCUGCUCAAGCCUUCCGGUGCCCCGGUGCCCGCCACUUUCUGCUUUUCAAUACGACGUGAUUUGUUCGAUCUGCCCAGUAUCGUCAUCGGACAGUGGUUACCUCUGCUAUAGCAUCCGUGUACAUUAUCCCUAUUAUCUCAGAGGACGCAUUACAUCAUCCUCGUCGGCUUUUCCAUGGCUUUCCACAGCAUUUCCGUAUGUACCCAAGUAUAAGUUGUUACAAACACGCAUUACGUACUAUCUGAGUGGCUGUGAUCAGCAUCUUGAAAGAUGCCAAAAAGUGCUAAGAAGAGGCGGGACAAAGCUGCAGACUUUUCAAAAACCAAGCUCAAACUCGGCAAAGGCAAGCAACUGCCCUCCAAUGCCAUCGACACCUCCUUCAAGGCUCGCUCAAUCGCCCUUCCUUCGCAAAGCAUCUCUGCUCCCAAAGAUGCGAACAUUCCAAGCACUAGCCGCAGCCAGUCUUUCGACGAUUUGGUUUCCAACUUGAAGCAUUACAGUCCUAGCGCCAAGAAAGAUGCUCUUGCUGGCCUUCGUGAACUAUUUGGCGCAUUUCCGCACCUGUUGGACGAUUCUCUGACACCUUUGUUGACCACCGCCUCCCGGGUGAUAGCAGAUGAGGAUGCUACAGUGCGGAAGUCUCUUCUGGAGUUUUUCGUGUGGUUAUUUCCACGAGUAUUGCCUGUGAGCUGCCUUCUCUCUGCUCUUCCGCGGCCUCACUUGACACAGGAAGAUCUCGCUCCGCAUGCGACCAAUCUGCUGCUAUUCACAACUUCUGCGCAGACGCACAUCUUCCCUGAGAUCAGAGUUGAUGCUACUCGCUUCAUCACCCUGUUCAUGGAAUUCAUUCCGGACGAAAUUGUGCGUGGAUGGAAUCGGCCGGGCAGCGGAACCGGCAGCCGCGUCUUGGACGGUUAUCUAGGAAUCUUGAGUGCCGGGACGAGGUUCGGAGAUUCUGAGGGGCCCAUGAAGGCAACCUCGACCGCGAGCGUCGUCCUCACUGCGAUAUCCAAAAAAGUUGUGCUCCAGUCCCUGUCUACGUUUCUUCGACAUGCUGUUUCUGAUCGCCGCAGCUCUGUGAAACCGACGUCACCAGACUCUUGGUACAUCGAGCCCUGGUUCAGAACGCCCCAAGGGUUUCAAGCCUUUGAUCUACUCCUUCAGUGCCGAGAGCCCCAGCUCCAUCUCCGUUCCAGGACGUGGCAGUCAACUGCCGACCUCACCGCUGAUGACGAGUUCGAGCUGCUUCCUUCUGUGCCAAAUCUAUCAGGGUUGGAAUGGAUCCUGGAUGAGGUACUCGAGGUUGUAGGUCGGAUCGAGAGCGACAUGCAGAGCUCCAGCGAUAUCACGUUCACCCUGAAUCUUACGAGAACAUUGCACUCGAUCAUCAUUUCAACCUUCCUUGACUGUGCGCCAUCGGUUUUCUCGCCCAACGGAGGAGUGGAAGAGACCGAGCUUGCGCUUGUCGAGUCCGUUGUUGAGAUUGCUAAACAGCUCUAUUCCAAGCUUUUGCAAUCAAAAGAACUCGAUUCAGAGGCCGUCUUCAACUCGCAUCAAGAUUUGAAAGCGUUUCUGGGGUACAUUACACCCUACUUUCCCUUCCAGACCUUCGGGGCACGAGACAUCAAGGUCGAGCAAUCAUUGCAACGGCUGAACCUGAUGUAUUGCGAACUCUCCUCGCUAUUAUUGCUCUCGUCUCGCCACCAGCCAUCCCGGCGAGGUAAACGAGCCGUCGAUCCUCUCCAAGGGCAAGUUGAGCGCGUAGGGGACUUUGUGACUAGUCUGCUCAGAGGCGAGGCUCAAUCGUCCUCGCAACUCGGUCGCUCUCUGAAUUCCGAGUCCUAUCUCUCUCUUCUCCCGACCAUCUGGGCGCUGCUCAACACGGACGCCCCCGAGCUCCGUGAGACAGCGGACGCCGUAUCCGAAGCCGUUAUCCAACAUGCCAUCCGGACCUCGUCAAAAGCUGCAUCGAAGCUGGCCACCAUUCAGUUCGUUUCACGCCUCGUUGUGCUUGACCGCGAACCUCAAUUCACCGGCCACUUGAAUGUUGACAGACAUCUGCUCGCUGAGUGGGUCGGGCAUCUUCCCAAAUGUUUAUGGGAACUUGGCGCCUCGAACUUGUCCGCCACUGAAGUUGGUUCCGCGAUCGUCAUCCGCUUUCCAUCGUGGCUCACUCUUCCUCAGAGCAUUUUACGGUUUUUGCUGGUCGUGUGCCAUCGCCAGUCCAGUCACGUGGGAGAACAGACACUUGCUGUUUUACGAUCGCAACUGGGGCCAUAUUUCAGAAUAACACAUCCAUCAAAAGGUGAACUGCCCGGCCCUUAUUCGAAGCUUCCCCCCAAUCUGCGGCAACUUGUGUUAUCCUUAGUUGCAUCGAUGGGCCGGGACGAAGCCUUGUUUUCAGCUGUAGACCACGCGGUCUCGGAUGAACCAGAGCGUGUCUUCUGGACAAACAUCGUGGGGGCCACCCGGCAUUAA